Messenger RNA from Diprion similis, 1150 nucleotides. Its product is annotated as odorant receptor 47b-like. Gene Ontology annotation, molecular function: odorant binding; olfactory receptor activity. The coding region runs from base 140 to 1114 and encodes 324 amino acids. The record is from RefSeq and is a predicted model, not a curated record. Lineage: Eukaryota; Metazoa; Arthropoda; Insecta; Hymenoptera; Diprionidae. The transcript has 6 exons. Gene Ontology annotation, biological process: sensory perception of smell; detection of chemical stimulus involved in sensory perception of smell. Gene Ontology annotation, cellular component: plasma membrane.
AUUCAGAGAAGUUGCUUGUGCGGUCCAGGUUUUGAACUGGUUUUGCGAGCUUGUUUGAGAAUAAUCUGCCAACAGUUGAUCACUGACUGGUCUGAAUCGCAGAUAUUACCUAAAAAGAAGUCACGUAAAUAAAAUCUCUAUGAAGCGACGCGUUACACUCCGGACUGCCAUCAAAAUCACCAAAUACACAAUAACUCCUAUAGCUUCGUGGCCAUUGCCGCCCGAAGCCUCCACCUUGGAAGUCGUGUUGCACAACUUUUGCUGGUGGUUUUCAAUCCUUCACACGACAUUGACUUCUUCCGCCUGGUUUUAUAACAUUUAUAUCCACAGAGAUGAUCCUGACACGAUCAUUAAGGUUUUGUCAGAGAUUGGAGCCAUAUACUCUACGGUAUUCAAAAUGUUGAUCUGCAAAAUAGAAGCUCCACGUCUGCAGCCUCUACCAGGAGACGCUGCAUAUCCAUUUUCAAUAGAGCCAACUUGGAUUUGGAUGAUCCUGUACGCUUCGCACAGCCUGAUCAUAGUCCAGGUCGGAUGCAUGGCAAUACUCGACUUCAUGUUUGCAAUUCUACUGUGGUAUGCCGGUGCCAGAUUUGAAAUGCUUGGAUCAGAAUUUCAAAAGGCAACUAAUGAAAGCGAUGUUAAACGCUGUGUCCAAAAGCAUCAAGAUCUGAUAAAAUACGUGGAUAAACUGAAACUCACAACGCGUAUUAUGGCUCUGGAAGUCACUACUAUUGCACUUUUCGCCGUCACCACAGGAGGCUUCGUUCUUAUCCGUGUAAGGUUGAGACUGCAUCUGAAUACCCACAUUACGUUCAUGGCGAAGUAUAUUUUCUUCGAGAUCGUUUCCGCUUUGGAACUCUUCUUAUUCACCUGGCCAGCAGAUAAUUUGAUCGAUAAGAGCGAGAAGGUCGGAUACGCAGCUUAUAACUGUACCUGGGAAGGAAAAUCGCCUGGCAUGCUUCAGGACUUAUUAAUCGUCAUGCUCCGAGCUAAAUCCCCGAUGAUCAUAGCGAUUGACGGCUUACUUCCAAUCUUGUCACUUGAACUCUACGGAUCCACGCUGUCGGCGAGUUUCUCCUAUCUCACAAGCCUGCGAGCUGUCGCUGCUACUUAGUCAAAGCUCGACAGGAUCGCGUUCAUCGGUAGAACG